UGGCGCUUAAAGUUCAGUUUGUCUCUCUUGAGCUUGGAGAAAAGCAUCCGUAGUGCCUCUCCGGGGGACACGUAGAGGAGAGAAAAGCGACCAAGAUAAAAGUGGACAGAAGAAUAAGCGAGACUUUUUAUCCAUGAAACAGUCUCCUGCCCUCGCUCCGGAAGAGCGCUGCCGCAGAGCCGGGUCCCCAAAGCCGGUCUUGAGAGCUGAUGACAAUAACAUGGGCAAUGGCUGCUCUCAGAAGCUGGCGACUGCUAACCUCCUCCGGUUCCUAUUGCUGGUCCUGAUUCCAUGUAUCUGUGCUCUUGUUCUCUUGCUGGUGAUCCUGCUUUCCUAUGUUGGAACAUUACAAAAGGUCUAUUUUAAAUCAAAUGGGAGUGAACCUUUGGUCACUGAUGGUGAAAUCCAAGGGUCCGAUGUUAUUCUUACAAAUACAGUUUAUAACCAGAGCACUGUGGUGUCUACUGAACAUCCCGACCACCACGUUCCAGCCUGGACUACGGAUGCUUCUCUCCCAGGGGACCAAAGUCACAGGAAUACAAGUGCCUGCAUGAACAUCACCCACAGCCAGUGUCAGAUGCUGCCCUACCAUACCACGCUGACACCUCUCCUCUCAGUUGUCAGAAACAUGGAAAUGGAGAAGUUCCUCAAGUUUUUCACAUAUCUCCAUCGCCUCAAUUGCUAUCAACAUAUCAUGCUGUUUGGCUGUAGCCUCGCCUUCCCUGAGUGCAUCAUUGAUGGCGAUGACAGUCAUGGACUCCUGCCCUGUAGGUCCUUCUGUGAGGCUGCAAAAGAAGGCUGUGAAUCAGUCCUGGGGAUGGUGAAUUACUCCUGGCCGGAUUUCCUCAGAUGCUCCCAGUUUAGAAACCAAACUGAAAGCAGCAACGUCAGCAGAAUUUGCUUCUCACCUCAGCAGGAAAAUGGAAAGCAAUUGCUCUGUGGAGGGGGUGAGAGCUUUCUUUGUGCCAGUGGAAUCUGCGUCCCCAGGAAACUGCAAUGUAAUGGCUACAACGACUGUGACGACUGGAGUGACGAGGCUCAUUGCAACUGCAGUGAGAAUCUGUUUCACUGUCACACAGGCAAGUGCCUUAAUUACAGCCUUGUGUGUGAUGGAUAUGAUGACUGUGGGGAUUUGAGUGAUGAGCAAAACUGUGAUUGCAAUCCCACAACAGAGCAUCGCUGCGGGGACGGGCGCUGCAUCACCAUGGAGUGGGUGUGUGACGGUGACCAUGACUGUGUGGAUAAGUCCGACGAGGUCAACUGCUCCUGUCACAGCCAGGGUCUGGUGGAAUGCAGAAAUGGACAAUGUAUCCCCAGCACGUUUCAAUGUGAUGGCGACGAGGACUGCAAGGAUGGGAGUGAUGAGGAGAACUGCAGUGUCAUUCAGACUCCAUGUCAAGAAGGAGACCAAAGAUGCGUCUACAAUCCCUGCCUUGAUUCAUGUGGUGGUAGCUCUCUCUGUGACCCGAACAACAGUCUGAAUAACUGUAGUCAAUGUGAACCAAUUACAUUGGAACUCUGCAUGAAUUUGCCCUACAACAGUACAAGUUAUCCAAAUUACUUUGGCCACAGGACUCAAAAGGAAGCAUCCAUCAGCUGGGAGUCUUCUCUUUUCCCUGCACUUGUUCAAACCAACUGUUAUAAAUACCUCAUGUUCUUUGCUUGCACCAUUUUGGUACCAAAAUGUGAUGUGAAUACAGGCCAGCGUAUCCCCCCUUGCAGAGCAUUGUGUGAACACUCCAAAGAACGCUGUGAGUCUGUUCUUGGGAUUGUGGGCCUACAGUGGCCUGAAGACACAGAUUGCAGUCAAUUUCCAGAGGAAAAUUCAGACAAUCAAACCUGCCUGAUGCCUGAUGAAUAUGUGGAAGAAUGCUCACCUAGUCAUUUCAAGUGCCACUCAGGACGGUGUGUUCUGGCUUCCAGAAGAUGUGACGGCCAGGCCGACUGUGACGAUGACAGUGAUGAGGAAAACUGUGGUUGUAAAGAGAGAGAUCUUUGGGAAUGUCCAUCCAAUAAACAAUGUUUGAAGCACACAGUGAUCUGCGAUGGGUUCCCAGACUGCCCUGAUUACAUGGACGAGAAAAACUGCUCAUUUUGCCAAGAUGAUGAGCUGGAAUGUGCAAACCACGCGUGUGUGUCACGUGACCUGUGGUGUGAUGGCGAAGCCGACUGCUCAGACAGUUCAGAUGAAUGGGACUGUGUGACCCUCUCUAUAAAUGUGAACUCCUCUUCCUUUCUGAUGGUUCACAGAGCUGCCACAGAACACCAUGUGUGUGCAGAUGGCUGGCAGGAGAUGUUGAGUCAGCUGGCCUGCAAGCAGAUGGGUUUAGGAGAACCAUCUGUGACCAAAUUGAUACAGGAACAGGAGAAAGAGCCACGGUGGCUGACAUUACACUCCAACUGGGAGAGCCUCAAUGGGACCACUUUACAUGAACUUCUAGUAAAUGGGCAGUCUUGUCAGAGCAGAAGUAAAAUUUCUCUUCUGUGUACUAAACAAGACUGUGGGCGCCGCCCUGCUGCCCGAAUGAACAAAAGGAUCCUUGGGGGUCGGACGAGUCGCCCUGGAAGGUGGCCAUGGCAGUGUUCUCUGCAGAGUGAACCCAGUGGACAUAUCUGUGGCUGUGUCCUCAUUGCCAAGAAGUGGGUUCUGACAGUUGCCCACUGCUUCGAGGGGAGAGAGAAUGCUGCAGUUUGGAAAGUGGUGCUUGGCAUCAACAAUCUAGACCAUCCAUCAGUGUUCAUGCAGACACGCUUUGUGAAGACCAUCAUCCUGCAUCCCCGCUACAGUCGAGCAGUGGUGGACUAUGACAUCAGCAUCGUUGAGCUGAGUGAAGACAUCAAUGAGACUGGCUACGUCCGGCCUGUCUGCUUGCCCAGCCCGGAGCAGUGGCUAGAGCCCGACACGUACUGCUAUAUCACAGGCUGGGGCCACAUGGGCAAUAAAAUGCCAUUUAAGCUGCAAGAGGGAGAGGUCCGCAUUAUUUCUCUGGAACAUUGUCAGUCCUACUUUGACAUGAAGACCAUCACCACUCGGAUGAUAUGUGCUGGCUAUGAGUCUGGCACAGUUGAUUCAUGCAUGGGCGACAGCGGUGGGCCUCUUGUUUGUGAGAAGCCUGGAGGACACUGGACAUUAUUUGGAUUAACUUCAUGGGGCUCCGUCUGCUUUUCCAAAGUCCUGGGGCCUGGCAUUUAUAGUAAUGUGUCAUAUUUCGUCGAAUGGAUUAAAAGACAGAUUUACAUCCAGACCUUUCUCCUAAACUAAUUAUAAGGAUGAUCAGAGACUUCUGCCAGCUACACUAAAAGAAAAUGGCCUUCUUGACUGUGAAGAGCUUCCUGCAGAGAGCUGUACAGAAGCACUUUUCAUGGACAGAAAUGCUCAAUCAUGCACUGCAAAUUUGCAUGUUUGUUUUGGACUAAUUUUUUUCAACUUAUUUUUUCACCUUCAUUUUUCUCUUAUUUCAAGUUCAAUGAAAGACUUUACAAAAG
Pongo pygmaeus (Bornean orangutan) is the source of this 3486-nucleotide messenger RNA. It is a transcript of the gene CORIN, whose product is annotated as corin, serine peptidase. Gene Ontology annotation, molecular function: serine-type endopeptidase activity; protein binding. Gene Ontology annotation, biological process: regulation of blood pressure; peptide hormone processing. The transcript is spliced from 22 exons. NCBI's taxonomy places the organism in Eukaryota, Metazoa, Chordata, Mammalia, Primates, Hominidae. The record is from RefSeq and is a predicted model, not a curated record. Gene Ontology annotation, cellular component: membrane. The coding region runs from base 134 to 3262 and encodes 1042 amino acids.